Molecule: messenger RNA, 2895 nt
Organism: Quercus lobata
Lineage: Eukaryota; Viridiplantae; Streptophyta; Magnoliopsida; Fagales; Fagaceae
Product: G-type lectin S-receptor-like serine/threonine-protein kinase LECRK3
Exons: 3
Coding region: 1-2895 (964 amino acids)
Biological process (GO): protein phosphorylation
Molecular function (GO): protein kinase activity; ATP binding
Source: RefSeq, a predicted model, not a curated record
AUGGCUAAUUCAACACUUCCUCAUUUUUGUUCUCUCUUGCUUCUACUUCUGCUUCUUCCUCUCCUUCCUACUGUUUUUACCUACACCAAAGAUGACUGUAACAUAAGGCUGGACUCACCUUUAAUUGCACAGCAAGGAACUGGUCCAGGGAAGUCGCCUUCAGGUGAAUUCUCCUUUGGAUUUUAUCCUAUUCAAAGCGAUAAGACUCUGAAUCAAUUCUUGUUUGCAGUUUGGUUUGAUAAAAUAGAAGAAAAAACCAUAGUUUGGUCUGCAAAUGGCAAUAAUCCAGCACCACAAGGUUCUGCACUGAAGCUAUCUAGCAACAAAGAGUUUGUUCUCUAUGACCCUCUAGGCAAAGAGUUAUGGAAGCCUCAAAGGAAUGGUUCAAAAUCCAGUUGCUUUGUUAUGCUAGAUAAUGGGAACUUGGUGAUUUUAGAUGAGCAAUAUAAUCCAAUGUGGGAGAGCUUCAAAGAGCCUACUGAUACAAUUUUGCCAGGUCAAACACUGUACAGGAAUACCACACUCAGGUCUCGCCAAUCUGACACAAAUUAUUCUAAAGGGCGCUUCCAGCUUGCUUUUCAGUCUGAUGGAAAUCUGGUGCUUUAUUCUCUAUCUAUGCCAUCUGAAAUCCUUGGGAAAGCUUAUUUUUCUAGCUGGACAGUAAACUUGGCAACACAGUUGAACUUUACUGAGGCCGGAUACGUGUGCGUCCAAAACGCAAUAUUAACCAAUUGGUUCAACGUUUUCAAGAAAAGUCCUGGCUCAAAUGAAACUUUCUACGACAUGGCUAGGAUUGAUCACGAUGGAGUCUUCAGAUUAUACAAACACCUCAGAAAGGAGGACACCACAAGUGGUGGAAGUAGUCCUGCAUCAUGGACUGAAGUAGAUGGCAUUCCUGAUAAUAUUUGUGAUGCAUUUGUUAAUUAUGCUAAUGGUGGUGGGUUCUGCGGACCCAACAGCAUUUGUACUAAAGAAAGUGGUUAUAGUCAUGCAUCUUGCUCUUGUCCUGUUGGAUUUUCUGCCUUGGACCAAUCGGACUAUUGGACAGGCUGCAAACCAAAUUUCACAGUAUCUAACUGCCACAAUGGACGGGAAGCAAAUAACGAGUUUGAUUUUGUAAAGCUAACAAACACAGACUGGCCGGUCUCAGAUAACAAUUUUCUUCAAGGAUCUGCGGUUGAUGAGGCAACGUGUAGACAGCUAUGCCUCGAUGAUUGCUUGUGUGUUGUGGCAGUUUAUGAUGAUAAAGGUAAAUCUUGCUGGAAGACGAAGUAUCCUCUGUCCAAUGGAAGACAAAACCCAGAUAUUACAAGAAUAGCUCUCAUUAAAGUACCUAAAGGCCAUGGUUCAGAUAUGAAAGGCAAGUCAGAUAAGAAAGGUGAGCCAAUGGUAGUUAUCUUGGCAGUACUACUUAGCAGCUCUGCAUUCCUCAAUAUCCUUUUCUUCUUAGCUAGUUUCGUGGCUAGUUUCUACAUCUACCAUAAAAAGGUGAAUAUGCCAUGGAAUAUUGACAGCACACUUUCAAUAAAUGUGAGAAGCUAUACAUAUAAAGAGGUCGAACAAGCAACCAUGGGCUUCAAGCAAAUAUUGGGUAAAGGUUCUUUUGGAACUGUUUAUAAAGGUGUCCUUGCAUCAGAUUCUAAAAUAUUUGUUGCAGUCAAGAAGUUAGAUAAGGUAGUAGAAGAAGGUGAGAAGGAAUUCAAAACUGAAGUGAAUGUUAUCGGUCAGACUCAUCACAAGAAUUUAGUCCGUUUGCUUGGCUAUUGUGAUGAGGGACAGCACCGGCUUCUGGUUUAUGAGUACAUGAGUAAUGGCUCUCUAGCUAGUUUUCUCUUUGGGAUAUCUAAGCCUCAUUGGAACCAAAGAGUGAAAAUUGCUUCUGGAAUAGCGAAAGGCCUAAUGUAUUUACAUGAAGAGUGCAGCUCCCAGAUUAUUCAUUGUGACAUAAAACCUCAAAACAUACUUCUAGAUGAGUACUUUACCCCAAGGAUUGCUGAUUUUGGAUUAGCAAAGCUUUUGUUGAUGGAGCAAAGUCGAGCAGCUCUUACAGCAAUAAGAGGGACAAUUGGGUACUUUGCACCUGAAUGGUUUACCCAAGCAUCCAUUUCAGUUAAGGUUGAUGUGUUCAGUUUUGGGGUGAUGUUACUUGAGAUCAUUUGUUGCAAGUCCUGCAUUGCCUUUGCAAGGGAAGAAGAGGAGGCAUUUAUAGUUUGGGCUUAUGUAUGCUACAAAGAUAAAAGAUUAGAUAAGUUGAUAGAAAACGAUGAGGAGGCAAGGAAUGACAUGAAGAGGCUAGAGAGGCUUGUGAUUGUGGCACUUUGGUGUAUUCAAGGAGAUCCUUCACUAAGACCCUCAAUGAAGAAGGUCACACAAAUGCUUGAAGGAGUAAUUGAAGUUUCCGUACCCCCAAGUCCUCCAUUGUAUACUUCCUCUUCGUCCUCAAAAAUUGUUGCACUACAAGACAAAUCUUCCAGUCUGGCCAAGCAGUUAGCUUGUGACUCGGACUCGCGACUCAGUCAUGUCAGGCCCAUGUACUUACACGAAGAGUGCUACACCCAAAUCAUCCAUUGUGACAUAAAGCCUCAAAACAUACUCUUAGACGAGUACUUUACAGCAAGGAUUGCUGAUUUUGGAUUAGCAAAGCUUUUGUUGGCUGAGCAAACUCGAGCAGCUCGAACAGGAAUAAGAGAGACAGUUGGGUACUUUGCACCUGAAUGUUUUAGUAAAGCAUCCAUUUCCGUUAAGGUUGAUGUGUACAGUUUUGGUGUGAUGUUACUUGAGAUCAUAUGUUGCAAGUCUAGUGUUGCGUUUGCAUUGCAAGAAGAGGAGGCAUUGAUAGAUUGGGCUUAUGAAUGCUACAAAGAUAAAAAAAUUAGAAAAGUUAAUAGAAAAUGA